Molecule: messenger RNA, 464 nt
Organism: Solanum stenotomum
Lineage: Eukaryota; Viridiplantae; Streptophyta; Magnoliopsida; Solanales; Solanaceae
Product: ATP synthase subunit epsilon, mitochondrial-like
Exons: 2
Coding region: 95-307 (70 amino acids)
Biological process (GO): proton motive force-driven mitochondrial ATP synthesis
Cellular component (GO): mitochondrial inner membrane
Molecular function (GO): proton-transporting ATP synthase activity, rotational mechanism
Source: RefSeq, a predicted model, not a curated record
AGGGUAUUGUGCGCAGGUACUCAUCUCAUCCGUGGCAACAAAACGCAGCCGAGAGAAAGCAAUCCAGAAAGAGAAAGCAAAAAGCAGCAGAAAAAUGGCUUCUAACGCAGCUGCACCGUUUUGGAGGUCGGCAGGGAUGACUUACAUAACAUACUCAAACCUAUGCGCCAACCUGGUCAGAAACUGCCUUAAAGAGCCUUACAAGUCCGAAGCUUUGAGCCGUGAGAAGGUCCAUUACACCAUCUCCAAAUGGGCUGAUGGCAAGCCUCAGAAACCGACCAUCCGCUCAGAUUCUCCUGAAGAAUGAGAACAGGGUUGGAUCUCAGGCUUUAUUUCUUCUCUCAACUGAAUUUUGUACUGUGCUGGAAUUUUGUAUGGUGCACGUCUGGUGGAACUUGCAUAAAACAUUGAUAUGCUAAUAAUAUAACCGAUAGACCUUGAUUUAUACUUGGAUGGAAUUGUGA